CCACAGCUCCACACUAAUCCCAGCAUGCAACGCAAAAUGCGUCCGGCCAUUCUGAUGAUCAGGAAGAUGGCAGGCUCUGGGGUGGAGCCACAGAUCCUUGUACAGUACUUAGUAUUACGAAAGGAUCUAUCUCAAGCUCCUUUUUCCUGGCCCACGGGCGCAUUGGUAGCGCAGGCUUGUCACGCCGCCACAGCAGCCUUGCACCUUCAUCGAGACCAUCCGCACACAGAAGCUUAUCUCCGGGAGCUGGGGCGCAUGCGUAAGGUGGUUCUCGAGGCUGCUGAUGAGACCACCUUGAAGGAGCUGGCUGAGACCCUGCAGCAGAAGAACGUUGACCACAUGCUGUGGGUGGAGCAGCCAGAGAAUAUUGCCACUUGCAUUGCCCUGAGGCCAUACCCCAAGGAAGAAGUCAGCCAGUAUUUGAAGAAGUUCCGAUUGUUCAAGUGACUGAUGUUCUGGUAGAAGAGAAUGUCAGCUGGGUUUGGGGAGCCAAAUGGCCUACAUCCUGAUGCAUUAUGGAUUCCUUUCAAUGUUCAUGUACUCUUCCCUUCUAAUUAUGGUGGUUUCUUGAGAACCAGCACAAAUUGAAAUUAAAGCCCUCAUUAGUAAGCA
Molecule: messenger RNA, 612 nt
Organism: Rattus rattus (black rat)
Lineage: Eukaryota; Metazoa; Chordata; Mammalia; Rodentia; Muridae
Gene: Ptrhd1
Product: peptidyl-tRNA hydrolase domain containing 1
Exons: 2
Coding region: 25-447 (140 amino acids)
Molecular function (GO): peptidyl-tRNA hydrolase activity
Source: RefSeq, a predicted model, not a curated record